Molecule: messenger RNA, 2368 nt
Organism: Hermetia illucens (black soldier fly)
Lineage: Eukaryota; Metazoa; Arthropoda; Insecta; Diptera; Stratiomyidae
Gene: Muc91C
Product: pro-resilin
Exons: 3
Coding region: 149-1624 (491 amino acids)
Biological process (GO): positive regulation of transcription by RNA polymerase II
Cellular component (GO): RNA polymerase II transcription regulator complex
Molecular function (GO): transcription coactivator activity
Source: RefSeq, a predicted model, not a curated record
CAUUUAACAUUUGUUUAGUAUAUUUCUAUACUAAACAACUUUUUUUUCUUCUUGGAGAAGAAAAGACAAAUUUUGGAAUAUCCUAAUACGUUUUGGAGUUAAAUUUUAAUUUGAAACUUAUUCAACUCCACGCGAAAGGAAUACCACAAUGAGGUCCUUCUACCUAUUGAAAACUGUUACCCUGCUGCUAUGCGUGAGUGCUACUCUUGCCGUAAGAGUAAAACGUGAACCACCGGUACCAACUGGAAGUUACUUGCCUCCAUCUUCCUCAUUCGGUUCAUCGCCAGCUAGCUCAUAUAUUCCUCCUGCAUCAGGACCGAGCCCACCAUCAUCAAACUAUGGCGCACCCAGUCUCCCAUCGCCAAGCUAUGGUGCUCCAAGUCCUCCAUCCUCAUCCUAUGGAGCCCCAGCGAUAAGUCCACCAUCAUCCAGCUAUGGCGCUCCAGCUCCCAGCCGUCCAUCGUCAAGCUAUGGAGCUCCCGCCCCAAGCCGCCCUUCGCAAUCAUAUGGAGCCCCUGCCCCAAGCCGCCCAUCAUCCAGCUACGGUGCUCCACCGGCUCCAAGACCACCAUCGACUAGCUAUGGAGUUCCAGCAGCUCCUUCACCAAGCUAUGGCGCUCCUCCAUCCAGCAGCUACGGCGCUCCAGCUCCAUCCAGGCCAUCAUCCUCAUAUGGUGCACCAUCAAUCCCAUCUUCAUCAUACGGAGCUCCAGCACCUUCCCGGCCAUCUUCAUCAUACGGCGCACCAGCACCGUCCCGACCAUCUUCAUCAUACGGAGCCCCAAGCUUUGGUGGACCUUCAGGACCUUCAUCCAGCUAUGGCGCCCCAGCUCCUUCAAGGCCAUCAUCUAGUUACGGCGCUCCAGCUGCUCCAUCAUCAAGUUAUGGCGCCCCAGCUGCCCCAUCACCAAGCUAUGGCGCUCCAGCUCCUUCACGUCCUGCACCAUCAUACAAAGCUCCAUCGCCAAGCUACGGUGCUCCAGCCCCAUCUCGUCCCUCAUCAAGCUACGGUGCUCCAGCCCCACCAUCAUCCAGCUAUGGUGCUCCAGCUCCACCAUCAUCCAGCUACGGAGCCCCAUCUGCCCCAUCGCCAAGCUAUGGAGCCCCUGCCCCAUCAAAACCUUCCUCAAGCUACGGUGCUCCAGCUCCAUCUCCAAGCUACGGUGCCCCAGCUCCACCAUCAUCUAGCUAUGGCGCCCCAGCUCCACCAUCAUCUAGCUACGGUGCUCCAGCUCCAUCACGUCCAUCAAGCAGCUACGGUGCUCCAGCUCCAUCACGUCCAUCAAGCAGCUACGGUGCCCCAGCCCCACCAUCCUCCAGCUACGGAGCUCCAUCUGCACCUUCCCCCAGCUAUGGAGCACCAGCCCCAUCUCGCCCAUCUUCAAGCUACGGAGCUCCUGCCCCAUCUUCAAGCUAUGGCGCUCCAUCACCUCCAUCCUCCAGCUACGGAGCUCCUUCAGCCGGAGGCAGCGCAAUCGGUGGUAGUGGAUUCGGUGGAAGUGGUUUCGGAGGUAGCUCCUUCGGAUCCUCAGGUCCAUCUGCUCCAUCAGGAAGCUACGGUGCUCCAUCUAUUCCCGCUACUUUGCCACAAAGCUACUCAUCCAACGGCGGUUACAAAUAUUAGGCAAAGAAACCCCUUAUCAAGGAUAAUUCCAUUCAUCUAAGUGCCUUAUCUCAUAAACAAGUAGAGUCUUCUCCAACAAUGAUAUGCAAACAACCCAUAUCACGGCUGGAUCAUGUGCGAUUUAAUUUGAUGGAGUCGUUUUUUUCUGUAAAUUAUUACCUUUCUAUUUCAGCUGCUGCGAAGACGCAUCAGCAAUAUUGCGCAAACAUCUUAGACAACAGAUACUCAUAUCUCCCAUUACAGGUGCAUUUCACAGAAUCUCCUGAAAAUUACCCAAUCAUUCAUUGCGUAGCAUUUGGGGUCUGUUGUAAAAUAAUCAGCUUAUUCUUAAUUACCUCUGUAGUAACUCACGGAGCGAACAUCACGAAUCCAUUGCGCAAGUUGAUUGGACGCUCAUUCCAGCAGCGCAAAACAAAUAUUCAAGUAUCUCUUCGAUAUAUGCAUAAUACAAAAGUAGAUUUAAGACGAGCUCAGAUCACCUUCAAAUAAUCUUCAGUUAAAUGGCAGCUACAGCUUAGAAAUCCAAGCGAAUGGGCCAUCCAACGGCGAACUUAUUAAAGUAUUAUUUCCAGAGAAAUGGUGCGAAAGUAGUUAUUUAUAACUAAAUUUCAUGUAUCUUUCUUGAUUGUGCUUCUGUCAUAUUUUUAAUAUAACUUGUAUUAAGUUAUUUUUUAUAAUGUAAACAGAAAUAAGUUGUAUUGAAAUAUGCAAAACAAUAAAUUAAAUGAUGAUUUUUGUAUAAAA